CACCUUUCGACGACGUGAAGCUGGGAGCAAAUGCAUAGGUAGCAAUCCCUUGCGCCAUACGAUACUUCAUCUAUUUGCCAUAUCAAAAACUCACAGUCCGGUCGGGACACGCCAAUCACCCCUCUCGACCUCGGACGCUUUCUUCUCACAUAAACAAUGCACUCCAGGGCAGUUUGCUCUGUCCUGCGGGGCACCAAUGGCCUCCAAGCUAGAGCCGCCUCUACAUCCACAUCAAUAGCAUGGCCAGGCGUCAUUCCCACGAGCCGUGCCUUUUCGACGACUCCGAGCCGAUGGUCCCCAGACGAGCAGGGUGGAGACAAGCCCAGCGAUCCCCGGGGCCGCUCCAAAGCCGCCGCAGACUCCCUCAGUAACCUCGCCGGACCCUCGAGCGCCAACGGGUCGGCCCCGGGCGCACCGUCCACGCCCUCCUUCAGCGCCGUCAAGACCAGCGAGAAGAUCGCCAACGUCCGCACCGUCCCCCGCCCCGACGCAGGCCCAGCGGGAGCAGGAGGUCCCAAGCCCGUGCAUAUUGUCAAAGCCCCGAGUUUUUUGGGUAGGGGGCGUGGCCGCGGCGGGUUUGCUCGUUUGGGAGAGGGACGUUUUCCUGGUCCUCAAGGCGGACGCUUUCCCGGAACUGGAGUGACGUCCCCGUUGACCAGCCGCGGCGGCAGGGGGCGCGGUGGUGGUUUUGGCAGCCCGACUGAUCGGGCUGCCUCGCCAGGUGGAUUUGGAGGUGGCCGUGGCGGUCGUGGAGGUCGUGGAGGUCGCGGUGCUCGUGGUCGUGGCCGGGGCGGAAACCGCGGUGGCGAAAACAAGGACAAGUCUAAACUCCUGGUCAAUGGGCUCAAACCGGAAGAAGUGGAGCUGUCCAAGGAGUUGGAAGCCAAAUAUGAUGGCCUGAACGCAGGUACUCCUGGAAUCUAUACGCCUGUGACCAGCGCCGAGUCUUUGAAGGGAUGGCGUCCAGCUGUGCCAACAUCGACCGGUUCGGCUGGCAUGGUGGAGGGCGCUAUACGAGCCAUGCGAGUGUUGGGAGGAGGCCAAGCGUUCAACACGGAGAGCGGCCCCAAUCACCCGCGCGACACGGAACAUCGUUACCACUCGGAGAAGCCUAUCUUUUUCUCGGACCCCAAGGAGCGCGACUACCUCAUUCAAGAGACUCCCCUCAGAUCCAUCCGGGGUCCUGGGGAGGAGACCAAGGAGGCCAUUAUGAGCGCUGUUGUCAGGGGCGAGUAUGAGGGUCCCAAGUUCGCCGACAUGACGCAGGUUAUGCCAACACUUGCCAUGUUCCACAGGCAGAACUCUACAUACAAGGCCUCGGACGCUCAGAGAUUUGCCGACAAGGUGGCUUCUUUACUGCCUGGAGCCCCAAGGCCUGCGCCCAGCAAGCAGCCAAAAGCUAAAGCGUGAGAAGGUUCAUGGUCCUUGACAAAACCAAAAAGGCUCUACAAUUUUGUCAGAGGCUUUAAAAUGUAUACAAUGUCAUAGAGAAGCUGUAUUUGUAACAAUUACACAUGUUUUCCGUCCUGAGUUCUUUUGGGCACCGAUCAAGUACCAUAAUUAGGAUAAAAGUUUUCCGGAUAUCGUACACCUUUUACAAUCGCACACAGCCUCAAAAGUCUAGCGUGUUGGAUCUCGCCUUCUUUAGUG
This is a messenger RNA of Pyricularia oryzae 70-15, 1650 nucleotides long. RefSeq lists its product as uncharacterized. NCBI's taxonomy places the organism in Eukaryota, Fungi, Ascomycota, Sordariomycetes, Magnaporthales, Pyriculariaceae. The record is from RefSeq and is a predicted model, not a curated record. The transcript has a single exon. Bases 157 to 1410 code for a protein of 417 amino acids.